Sphaeroforma arctica JP610 is the source of this 194-nucleotide messenger RNA. RefSeq lists its product as hypothetical. Lineage: Eukaryota; Ichthyosporea; Ichthyophonida. The annotation marks the transcript as partial. The transcript has a single exon. The record is from RefSeq and is a predicted model, not a curated record.
AUGCAACAGAUCUCAUUGGAGAACGGCGGUAUAGACCAACUAAUCACACAGUCUCUGCCCCAAUGGAACCCAGCCACACACACCCAAGACCUGUGCAACAUGCUCAAUCUCAUCAUAGCCAUGUUUGCACCCCCCUCGUUGGCGGCUGCGUCGGUCGACACCACACAAUCGGCCAACCCAGGAGCCGCUAGCAU